AAAAAAAAAAAAAAAAAAAAAAAAAAAAAAAAUACACCUAAAGCAAAGGAACAAAAACAAAAACAAAACAAACCGGGAAAAAAAAAAGAAAAAAGAAAAGGAAGAUGAGCACGCUCAAAGUUGGGGGCUAAUUCACAGCCUCGAAUUCGUCCCCCUUUAGAUGGGAAAGCACUUUUGGAAAUUAGGGUUUUAGGUUUUGGAUUGAAGAUUGUAAUUUGUCAUUUGGGUUUUGCUGAAGAAUCAAAGGAUUUGAUGGGGAUUUUGUUUUGGUGAGUUUGUGGCCUAAAAAAUGUUGCCCAAUCAAAGUUAUUCUCGCAUCGACACUUUAGAGCUGAAAGCUCUGAUUAUCCAAAAGAUUGGGCAUCAAAGAGCUGAGAAAUACUUUGAUCAGCUCCAAAGAUUGUUUAGUUUGAAGAUCAGUAAGUGUGAAUUUAAUAAGUUUUGCUUUCGGACUCUUGGGAGGGAAAAUAUCCCUCUUCAUAACCAGCUUAUUAGAUCAAUUGUCAAGAAUGCGUGCGUUGCUAAAGUUCCACCAGUGAAAGCUAGUAAAAAAUUUGGGAAUACCCUUAAUGUUAAAGUCACAAAUGGGUAUCAGAGGAAUCGUCUUCAAUCUCUCUAUGGGGAUGUGUUUCCUCCUUCUCCUCGCAAGGGUAGGUCUCCAGUUAAUCGGGAUCGUAAAUUUCGAGAUCGACCAAGUCCUUUGGGCCCACUUGGAAAACCACAGAGUCUUACAUGUGGGGAUUUUCCAAGUGGGGAACUGGUUUCCAUGGCACAAGAGCAGCAAAGUGCAACUGAAUUGCUUUCUCUUGGUAGCAGACCUCCAGUUGAAGUUGCUUCUGUAGAAGAUGGGGAAGAGGUUGAACAAGUUGCAGGUAGCCCUGGUGUUCAAAGUAGAAGCCCAGUUACAGCUCCUCUGGGUGUAUCUAUGAAUUUGGGUGGAGCUCGUAAAGCUCUGUCUAAUGUAUCUAUAUCUGGUAAUUACCACCCAGAGACCUGUCAAAACUGUGGUGAGCUACCGGAUACAAGAUCAUUAAGAAGUCGUUUACAGCAGAAGUUGGAGAUGGAAGGCUUUAAUAUUUCUAUUGACUGUGUUAAUCUGUUAAAUAAUGGGUUGGAUGCAUAUUUAAAGAGACUGCUUGAACCCUGUAUGCGAUUAGCUGUGUCAAGAUGUGGUAGUGAGCAUUUAAAUCAAUUAAAUGCUCAGUUCAAUCCUGGUUUAAAUGGGAUGCUACCUGGAAGAUAUAUGGAAAGAGCCAAAAGCUCUACUUACGCAUCCUUGUUAGAUUUUCAUGCUGCAAUGGAGUUGAAUCCCUGCAUACUUGGAGAAGAUUGGGCCAUACAGCUUGAGAAGAUUAUGUUGCGUUCGUCUGAAGAGUGAACAAAAUCUUUAUAGAACAUGGAUCAGGAACUCAGCAUUUAAUCAUGCUACAUGAGUAUACAUUUACAAUUAGUCAAUGAAUUCAGUAUUUUGAAUCAGUUUCUUAACCUUACAUGAAUUUUGGUCUCUGCCUGUUACAGUGUUACAAUUGUUACCAUAGGAAAUAAGUAGUGAAUUCCUUGUGAGUUUUGGUUCAAAUUGAUUAGGUGGCAUCUAGAUAUAGGCUUUAUAUUUGUUGUGGAGGGUUCAUGUGUAUACAACUAUUUGUAACUUCUUGAUACAAUUAAGAAGCUCACUGUUUGAAGAGUUUAACAUCAUUCUUGAAUUAAUUUUUUUCCCCUCUGUUCUUUUUCCCAGUGAACCAAUUUAUGCAUGCACUGAAGCAUUCUUAUAAGUCUUAGUGAUCAGUUGCUACAAAAAGUUUCGAACUUUAUUGUGUAUCCACUUUUCUUGUUGACAUAAAUGAAAGUUUCGAACUUUAUUGUGAAUCGACUUUUCUAGUUGACAUAAAUUAACUGGAAAUUUUAUUUCACUUGUCAAGUGUUUGUUGGCUUGAUAUGCAUAGCAGGGUUAACAUCCUGAUAUAGCUUAAGCUUUUGGGUUUGAUGUAAACUUACCAUUAUAUCUCUGAGGAUCCAAAUAUUCUAGCUUGACUGUGAAAGCUCAAGAAAAACUCUGCCAGUAUCUUGUGCUGCAUAAUAUGAGGUCCUUGGAACUUGUCCCAUGGUCUUUAAAUGAUCCUCCAUUAGGACACAUAUGCUCACCAGAAAUUUUUUGAAGAAAUGUAUAGUUAUUCAGAUAAUUUAUAAUCCCUGUUGGAUUGGUAUUUCUUGUUAAAUGUAUAUAAUGCUGCAUACAAUGUCUUAUGUUCUUUCUUCUGAAAUUGCAAACUUUCAUGAUCUUCUCUUUUUUUUUUUUUUUUUGGGUUCCCCCUUAUUAUGAUCGAACUUCUUCACCCCUUUCACCCCUAAACUGCAUCAAAACAAUCCCCACUUCUUUUUGUUGUUUUUUCUGCCAAGUUAACAAGUGUCUUCGCUUAAGUACCUGAACUCUGAAGCACUAUAUUUUUUACCUCAGCUGGCAUAACUGUACGUGCAGUCCUAAAUUGAUUUAAUUGCUUGACAUGUCACAAUAAAUAUUUUUGUCUCAAAUAAGUCUCUUUGGUCGAGGGCCUGCUUCAUUUCUUCAUGAUGGUGAUGCAUCUCAUGGUGAUUGCAGGAAAGCUAUGAUCUUUUACAGGUGAUAUUACAAGUUUGUGCAUUUUGCUUGCCUUCAAUGUUAUUUUACUAAUUCUAUUAUUUCAUCUGACACAAAUGCACUUAUGUAGUUAGAUAAAAUAAUUCAAGCAUGUCGCCUGGAUUUUAUGCUUUCUGUUGUAGUGUUAUUAGCGGUUUAGAAUAGUUUGUUUACCUGACUAAAAUUGGUAGAGAGGAGUUUCACGUAGGCAUUGGUUGAAGCAUGCCAUACUGUUUAAAAAGAGCAUGACAUAUGGAUAUAUUUAUACAUCUUGGCUAUAGUAUUUGUGUGUGUGUUUCCUUUGGAACGGUUAUGUCUAUUUACCAUAUGCUUGUAGUUCACACUGAUCCAUUCCUCCUUUUGUUCACUUAUUUGUUCAUUUGUCUAUUAUGAAGAGCAUCCCACAAAAUCACUCUAGAAGAAGCUGCUGAUUGAGUGGCAUCUAUGCAAAGUAUGCCAGAAGACAAAACACAUAGCAUUUUUGGUGUAAAGGCACUAAAAUGUUUCAAUAAAUUUACACCAAGAAUAAUGAUAUUUGGAGCAUCGGAUGAAAGUGAAGGUGCAUUGGUUGAUUCUUCUCAGCAAUGCCAUUGUGCAAAAAAUUUCAUGAGAUUAUGCUUGUUUCAGUUGUACAAACCCGGAAGGAACAGGCAUCCAACAUCUCUCAGGGUUGUGAGAAGGAGACAGAAUUCUAACUAAAGAUGAGCUUGCUUCAUUUUGGGUUGGCACCUAGAAAUACCAUUUGUCACUGCUCUGUUUAUGUCCGCAUAUUUUCUGAUUUCGAGGCUCCCUUCCAACUUAAAUGAUUUUAUGCAUCUACUGUAUCUUUUUAUGAAGUUUUCGCAUAAUGUACUGUAAAACCUUUGACCUGGCAUGCUAAACAUGUGCUGCCAGAUGGAUGAUUGACACCAACAUUCUUAUAGUUCAGUUUAAAAGUAUUUUGUUUCAAG
Messenger RNA from Ziziphus jujuba (common jujube), 3564 nucleotides. RefSeq lists its product as uncharacterized. NCBI's taxonomy places the organism in Eukaryota, Viridiplantae, Streptophyta, Magnoliopsida, Rosales, Rhamnaceae. Gene Ontology annotation, cellular component: SAGA complex. Gene Ontology annotation, molecular function: transcription coactivator activity. The coding region runs from base 290 to 1378 and encodes 362 amino acids. The record is from RefSeq and is a predicted model, not a curated record. The transcript has 3 exons. Gene Ontology annotation, biological process: regulation of transcription by RNA polymerase II.